GUUGUUAAAAUUUUAGGUUUAAUUUUUCGUCCAGCUUUUUUAGUGCAGCGUGAAUCAUUUACUUGUAUAUGUGUAGUUAUCCCAUCUUGUUAUAAAUUGACACCAUUUUUUCUAUUUAUACCUAUAGCGAACAUCGAGUUGUAUGUUUUCUUUCAUUCACGUCGAUGCAAUCAUCUUCAUCACUGAUGUCGAAUAUCUACCAUCAUAAUUGGCUCUCUGAACCAAUCCAACAUGAAGUUUUCAUCGACUAUAAGAUGUCGUAGAAGAUCGUUUCGUCUGUUCUUCGGCCAACGGAUUACAAAAUGGUUCCUUUGUUAUUCAAGUGAGUGUAUCUUGCCCCCCUGUGGUUUUUAUGAAAUUAGUAUCACUUCAGGAGGUAAAAAGAUCUGGCGACAGGACCUAAAGAACUCUUUCUCAAAUGCAAGGUGCUGGGUCGUAUUUUACGAGAAACCAAUCUUUUUUCUCGGCAACACAAAUGUCCAACAUACUCAAUUCAUCCUGUUCCCCUCCACACAAAACAACUGAUGGAGAGAAGAUCGUGAAGACACUAGCGUACGUCUUCGUUAUCUUUAUUGCAUUUUUUGGCAACUUGUUGGUUAUUGUUGUCGUGUAUAAGAACAAAAAGUUGAGAACUAUUACGAACUUUCAAAUUGUGAACAUGUCUGUCGCUGACAUUCUCAUUACUGUUGCUGCAAUGCCGGCUACCGUGUAUCAGAUAUAUGAAGGAAACCGAUGGCCAUUUGGUGUUGUUGCUUGUAAGAUGUUCGUCUUUCUUCAAGGUAUAUCGGUAUCUUGUUCCAUAUUUACGAUGACUUGCAUCGCCAUUGACCGCUUCUCCGCCAUUAUUUUUCCCUACAAAAAAUACAUCGAUCAACGUUGCUGUAAUAUUAUGAUCGGUUUAUGCUGGCUCUUUGCUGUUCUGUUACAGUCACCUACUUUGUAUGCUAUGAAGAUUAGUGCUCUGGCUAACCAGACCUUCUGCGUGGAGGAGUGGGGUCCACUCUUUGACACAGCGUCGUCUCCUAAGGUAGUGUGAUUGUCUAGUGGGGUGUGCCUUUACUCCAGGCUUUUAUAUAGUUCAGUAGUCCAGACAGACUGACAGCGCCCUUCGGAGAAGCUUGAACGAAGUCACGAAGAAUUCUGGAGAAAUAUCUGUGGAAAUACAUCGAAGAAUAUGUCAGGACUCGUGAAGG
This is a messenger RNA of Xenia sp. Carnegie-2017, 1193 nucleotides long. RefSeq names its product orexin receptor type 2-like. Gene Ontology annotation, cellular component: membrane. NCBI's taxonomy places the organism in Eukaryota, Metazoa, Cnidaria, Anthozoa, Malacalcyonacea, Xeniidae. The record is from RefSeq and is a predicted model, not a curated record. Gene Ontology annotation, biological process: G protein-coupled receptor signaling pathway. Gene Ontology annotation, molecular function: G protein-coupled receptor activity. The coding region runs from base 419 to 1036 and encodes 205 amino acids. The transcript is spliced from 7 exons.